AUGACAGAAAAAAACCAAACCUUUGUGACUGAGUUUAUCCUCACGGGACUCACAGAUCAGCCCACCCUAAAGGCUGCACUGUUCCUACUGUUCCUUGUCAUCUACCUUGUGACCAUGGUGGGCAAUCUCGGGCUGAUUGUUCUCAUUUGGAAGGACUGUCACCUUCACACCCCUAUGUACUUAUUCCUCAGCAGUUUAGCCUUUGCUAACUCAUGCACUUCGUCCUCUCUGACUCCCAAAAUGCUUAUCAACUUUUUAUCUACGAAUCACACGAUAUCCCUUGUUGAGUGUUUUGCUCAGUUUUACUUCAUGGGUUCCAGUGCAACUACAGAAUGUUUUCUGCUGUCUGUGAUGGCCUAUGACCGCUAUGUGGCCAUAUGCAAGCCCUUGCUUUAUCCAGUGCUGAUGUCUAAUAGACUCUGUACUCAGUUUAUAGCUGUAAUAUACUUACUUGGUGUUCUGCACCUGGCAAUUCAUUUGGGUUUGUUAUUUAGACUGACUUUCUGCAGAUCAAACAUUAUACAAUACUAUUAUUGUGAAAUUUUGCAACUUUUCAGCAUUUCUUGCAUUGAUCCUUCAAUUAACAUGUUUGUGCUUUUAGUAUUUUCAAUUUCUAUACAAGCCUUCACCUUUGUAACCAUCAUGGUCUCAUAUGUCCGUGUCCUCUUUGCCAUCGUGAGAAAGAAGUCUGAGAAGGGCAGAAGCAAGGCCUUCUCUACCUGCAGUGCCCACCUGCUCUCUGUUUCCUUAUUCUAUGGAACUCUUUUUCUCAUCUAUGUUUGCCCUGGGUCUGGACCAGUUGGAGACAAAGAGAAGAUGCUUUCUUUAUUUUAUACAGUAAUAAUUCCACUACUUAAUCCAUUUGUUUACAGCCUCAGGAACAAAGAAGUUAUAGGUGCCUUUAGAAGAGUAGUAAGAAAAUAA
Messenger RNA from Myodes glareolus (Bank vole), 924 nucleotides. The record is from RefSeq and is a predicted model, not a curated record. Lineage: Eukaryota; Metazoa; Chordata; Mammalia; Rodentia; Cricetidae.